AUGGAUAAUAUGUCCGUUAAAACCAAGAAACGCAAGUACUCAAAAGAGGGCUGUGUGGAAUGCAAACGACGCAAAAUCAAGUGCGACGAGGCAAAGCCCAUUUGUUGGCACUGCAAACGGCUCGACAAGAUUUGUGUCUAUCAGCCUCCCAGGUCGUCGAAGCUUAAGGGCAUAUCUUUGACCAACGUCUCUCCCGUGGGAUUCUAUCCCACACCAUAUCGUGCGCCUGUCCACGUUCCGCCAAGCCAUGCUCAUGGAUUCUACGUGAAUCGAAUGGGACCGCCAGUGCUAGGAGUUCACGAAAACACACAUGCUUCGCCAUCUGCGACCGCCAUACCAUAUCCAUCGGAGCCCUCGGGACUGAACGAACAGUCGCAGUCUCCACAGAGCAACUUCCCUCUGCAAUCCUUGGGAGCAUCAGCGAACAAUCUGGCACACAGUCUCAACGAUUUGCUGGAAAGCAAGAUAGACGAGAUUGGCGUUCCGAACGACGACAGUGAAAUGGAGAGUAUGUUCCGUAUGUUCAAGCGCACAGAAUACCAACGUCCAGACUCGACUACAUCUUUGGACUCCGUCAACGGCUGGGGAGUUCCUGAUUUUCUUACCAAACGUGUAUCCAUAGAUUCUCUGCAGUUUCCCGGAGAACACAGAAAAUAUCUCGAGCUUUUCGACCACGAUUACGUCCGAGUGAUUAUGCCUUUUCAGCCCUUGCCCCAUUACAACCCGGCACGGGAAAUUCUUUUAACAUACGCGAACAAAAACAAUUAUCUUAUGGCUGCCAUCUUAUCAUGCGGUGCCCUGCAGAGUUUCCGCAAAACUCAAGACGAACAAGACGAGAAGAAUUAUUGCUCGUAUCUGUCAACAUGUUUACAGCUACUGUCCACUGUUCUUGCUGAGCAGGAUAAGAUCAGCAGCAAUGUGGAGCCCAUGCUACUCACCAUCCUCCUGCUCACGUCGUACACUGCGAUGUCUCUUGUACAAAAAUGGAGACCGCACCUCUGUGCUGCAAAGGACCUGCUUUCCACAUAUGCUCCAUUCAGCGAGGAUCCGCGUCUUCGGCAGCGAAACUCCUAUGUCGUGGCAUUCUGUCGCAACUGGUAUCUGUCGAUAGAGAAUAUUGCCGGUCUCACUGCUCCGCUAGGUGGAGUGCUCAAAAACGACAGAGAGCUUGACCUCGCCAUGUACGACCUCCCAUAUACUCGUGCUUACUGGGAGAGCAUGAUGUGCUGUCGCAGGGAUGGUUUCAAUUAUCUUUAUGGCUAUUCCAAUACACUCGGAGUGUCGCUUCAAAAAUUGAUCAAGUCGAUAAAAAUCAUGCGCAGCAAGAAACAUACCUCACCACAGUCACCCAACCUUUCCGCCUUUACAAUUUUCGAGCUCACAGCCGAUUUUCACAGAGAAUCCCAGUUUGAGAUCAUCAGCAAAACGGGAAUUGUGCCCAGAACUCACUUUAUGCACCCUGAUAACAAUCAUGCCCCACCAUUGGGGUUUGAACCGCUCUCACCAGAAUCAAUCGAAAAAGUCGAGUAUUCUGAUGGCACCUACGACUACAUCUCAUGGUAUGACGUGUGUCACCAGUCUUUUGUGAUCACUGCGUUCCUGAUCAUUACCUCUGAUUUAGGUCGGAUCCCUAAAAGACACCCGAUAAUCCAAGAGCUGGUCCAUCGGGCAUUACAUCUUCUCCGAUUUUUGGAUUCUGAAAAAGUAAUGAGGAACUAUUGUGUUCUCAUGGUCCAGGUGGCCGUAUUCUAUGUUGGCCUAAACUGCGUGUACGAUCGCGACCGUGAAUUUGUCACUCGCUACUUCACCCAAAUGAACAAUCUGCACACAGCGUCGGCCUCCAUUACACUCAAAAGACUCAAACGGAAGUGGGAGCACUAUGACAAGAUGCAUGACGGCGACACCGGGACUUUUGCUUUUGAGCCGGACCUCGAGGAAGACGACUUCGGGGACGUGAUGAAUUAUUAG
This is a messenger RNA of Ogataea parapolymorpha DL-1, 1968 nucleotides long. RefSeq lists its product as uncharacterized. Gene Ontology annotation, cellular component: nucleus. NCBI's taxonomy places the organism in Eukaryota, Fungi, Ascomycota, Pichiomycetes, Pichiales, Pichiaceae. Gene Ontology annotation, biological process: positive regulation of transcription by RNA polymerase II. Gene Ontology annotation, molecular function: DNA-binding transcription factor activity, RNA polymerase II-specific; transcription cis-regulatory region binding; zinc ion binding. The coding region runs from base 1 to 1968 and encodes 655 amino acids. The record is from RefSeq and is a predicted model, not a curated record. The transcript has 2 exons.